AUGAAUAGCCUUCUUUUCAUCCCAGCAGCCGGUGCUGUCUUUCUCGCCGUGCAUCUAUUCAUCUUCAUUAUCCACCUGAUCCGGUCCCCACUCAAGAAUGUUCCUGGACCAUUCCUUGCACGGUUUAGCGACUUUUGGUAUUUUUGGACGGUUCGAAAAGGCCACUUUGAGAAGAGGAACCGAGAAAUUCACCAGAAAUAUGGCCCGGUUGUGCGCUACGGACCAAACCGAUACAGUCUCAAUGACCCCGAUGCUACCAAGAUCAUCUACGGUUUAGGAGCCCAGUUUGCGAAAUCGUCAUGGUACUCGACCUGGGGCGCCCCUGGACAGUGGACCAUCUUUAGCGAUCAAUCCAUCAAGCAUCAUUCUCAAACCAGACGACUUUACCAAGCCACGUACUCAAUGACCUCGCUUGUCAACUACGAGCCUUACGUGGACGAAUGCAACAAUCUCUUUGCGCAGCGCCUGACGGAAAUGGCCUUGGCAAAUGUCCCAAUCGAUAUGGGCCAUUGGUUCCAGUGCUACGCUUUUGAUGUCAUCGGAAUGAUUACUUAUGGCAAACGUCUCGGUUUCCUGGACCGAGGAGACGACAUUGGCGGUGUGAUGGGUGCUCUGGAAGACCACAUGAAAUAUGCAACCCUCAUUGGCAUAUUCCCCAGCUUGCACCGCUACCUCUACUCGAUCAAGAACUAUUGGGCCGGCGCCAAGGGUGCUGGCAGGGCAUACAUUCUGAGCUUCACCAAGGAGAGAAUCCGCGAGCACCAGACAACUCCCAAGGCCGUCCCUGAGACACCAGAGAGCUCUACAGCAAUGCAUUCCGACAACCCUGAUGCUUUUACGUCCUACCACGUCCUCACAGGCUGUUCUGCGAACAUGGUUGCAGGCUCCGACACUACAGCAAUUAGCUUAUCAGCUAUUCUAUACUAUCUACUCACAAACUCUGAGUGCCUGCAAAAACUACGAGCUGAGAUUAAGAGCUGCGAGGAACAAGGAAACCUGUCAGAAUUCCCAACCUUUCAAGAGAGCCAGCAAAUGCCAUACUUGCAGGCCAUUGUUAAAGAAACACUGCGAAUGCAUCCUGCCACCGGCCUACCUCUGGAGCGCGUUGUUCCGGAAGGAGGUGCUACAAUCGCUGGUCAUUACUUUCCAGAAAGAACUGUGGUUGGGAUAAACACCUGGGUCGAGCAUCGGGAUCCCCGAUAUUUCGGCGAUGACGCGGAUGUUUUCAGCCCAGAACGAUGGCUUGAUGAAGACAGCCAGAAGAUAUCGUUAAUGAAUCGCCACUGGAUGCCGUUUGGGCUUGGCUCUCGAAGUUGCAUUGGCAGGCACGUGUCCAUGCUUGAGAUAUCAAAACUCGUUCCCAGACUCAUUCGCGAUUUCGAGUUUUCUCUUGACAAAUCUGCCUAUACAGACGGAAAUUGGAAGACGGAAGGGCUUUGGUUUGUCAAGCCGAAAGGGUUUAAAGUUCGCGCAGAGGUACGCAAGUAUUCACGAAGCGGCUAG
Molecule: messenger RNA, 1503 nt
Organism: Ilyonectria robusta
Lineage: Eukaryota; Fungi; Ascomycota; Sordariomycetes; Hypocreales; Nectriaceae
Product: cytochrome P450
Exons: 5
Coding region: 1-1503 (500 amino acids)
Molecular function (GO): oxidoreductase activity, acting on paired donors, with incorporation or reduction of molecular oxygen; iron ion binding; heme binding
Source: RefSeq, a predicted model, not a curated record